Pelobates fuscus (common spadefoot toad) is the source of this 11645-nucleotide messenger RNA. It is a transcript of the gene MYLK, whose product is annotated as myosin light chain kinase. The transcript has 32 exons. The coding region runs from base 224 to 7309 and encodes 2361 amino acids. NCBI's taxonomy places the organism in Eukaryota, Metazoa, Chordata, Amphibia, Anura, Pelobatidae. Gene Ontology annotation, biological process: protein phosphorylation. Gene Ontology annotation, molecular function: protein binding; ATP binding; protein kinase activity. The record is from RefSeq and is a predicted model, not a curated record.
UCAUUCCACAGGUCACUGACUGAGAGUAUCAGCUCAGCCUCAGUGAGUGAGCAGAGUGAGUGAGGAGGAAGGAUUCUGCAAAUGGAGUGAGACUGAAGCAUAGAUCACCAGUCAGGAUGGAGUGACUCAGUUUGAAUACCUGGUAACGCACGCGAGUGGCUGCCGUCCACACAACCUGCCUCCGUUACUAACACCUGUCGCUACAGAACACUGAAAGGAAGACAUGGGGGAUGUACGGCUCGUCACCAGCCCAGGUAUUCCCAGGAGCUGUGUCAGCAGGGAGUGCUCCUUACCAGCAGCAGCACCAGCCUUCGCCUUGACACCCAGGAACAGCCGGGUCUGUGUGGGCAGCACAGCCAGAAUAGAUGGAAAGGUUAAGGGCUCUCCUGACCCUCAGAUAACGUGGUACCGACACAGCCAGCCUGUGGUAGAAUGUGAUCGCCGCGUCGUGGAGAGGAAUGCCAGGGGAACUUUCUGCCUCAUCAUAAAGAACGUGACUGAAGAGGACGGUGGGAAAUAUACCUGUGAGGCCGUUAAUGACGCAGGUGUUCGCCAGGUGACCGUAGAGCUGACCGUGGAAGGUGACGGUUCCAAGAUGUACAGUUUGCCGUCUAGUGCCAAGUCUCAGGGUCCAUUCUCCAUCCCUGCUGUGGAAAACCGUCCUAGCGUCUGGGGAGAAUGUCCCCCCAAGUUUGUCACAAAGCCGAACCGCAGUGUGGUGAGAGACGGACAGACCGGGAGGUUCUGCUGUAAGAUCACCGGGAGGCCACAGCCAGCGGUAACCUGGCUCAAGGAGGACGUUGCGCUGCAGCCUAGUGAUCGGUACGUUAUGUACGAGAAGUCGGGGGUGCAUUUCUUGGAAAUACAUGGAGUGGGGAAGGACGAUGCCGGACUUUACACCUGCUCCGUGGUCAAUAACUCCGGGAGAACCUCUGUGUCGGCAGAACUGCUCGUUCCGGGUGCCGAGAAGGACAGACUUUCAGCUCUUUUAGGAGGUAUUACUCAAACCGCUAAGAACACGGAAACAAAACAAAUGAGCACAAAUGGCAUUCUUAAAAGCCAGCAAAGUGUUGGAUCAGACAGAACACCUGGAUUACAACAACAGGACAUUGUAUUAAGUUGUUCUACCGGUUAUCAGAAACAACCCAUUGACUCGUUUCCCAAAGAGACUUUGUCUCCUAAACCAUUUCUACGCAGCUCAGUGACCAGCCCAGCUCGUGUGUCUCACAGCGAGACCUCUUCCCCAUCUUACACCGUGAGUGUUAUGUCUAAAGGUUCCUUAAAGAACAGCCUAACUAAAACAGACCAAGAGUCCAAGUCCUCCAAAGAAAGUCUACCAGUAACUUCACGUUACACCUCUGUCCUACAGUCAAAAUCCAUUCUGCCUAACUCAGAAGAGCCAAUCACAUUAGCUUCCAAAGAGACUGCUCCUAAUUCACACUACAGAAGUAACUUAGAUUCCAAAACAAAGAUUUCAAGCUCUGAAAAAGGGAGAUCUAGGGACUCGUCCAAAGACAUCUUGGCAGCAGUGUCCCACCUGUCCACUAACACUGAUUCAAAAUUAAAAACUUCAUCAUUUUCCAGAGAGACACCAAAUCUUUCCAUUAAAAGUAAUGAGAUUUCCUCUGCUUCACGGUACAAAACAGACAUAGAAUCAAAAAUAAGAAAGUUUGAUGCAUCGAGAGAAACUCCAGCUGUCAUUAAAAAAGGGAACUCUUCAAUUUACCUUCCAAACUUGGAUUCCAAAAACAGAAGCAUUUCUGCAAAAGACUCUGUAAACAUUGUCCAAAAAGAGUCCUCCCUCUGUACACCUGGAGAACGACUAAACAGGACUGUGGUAGAACAGUCAGAGGUAUCAACUGGUAUUACCAGGUCAAACUCCAAGAAAUCCUCCUCAAUACUUGCCAACAAGAUGUCUCAAACAAAUGAGACACCCCUUGUGUUCCCCUCACCGGUGGAACCACACAUAAAAAUACCUGAUGUUGUUAAAAAAAGUACUUUAACAAACGCACUGUUUUUCACCCCUAAAAUUGAAAUAUCUAAAGAGACUUCUUCCAGGGGAAGCACCUGCAUUUCUUCAAAGGCAUCUUCAGAUGAGACCUAUGUUGAAAGCUCCCCUCAUAAGUCAAACAAAGCACCAGAUCUUAAUUCAGAAGAGAAAAAAGAAGCUCUGACACAUGGAAUCCUUCACCAAAAAACAGAAAGUGCACAUAGUGCCGUGAGCACUCCAGGGAACGUGGAUGGUGGCGGUAAAAUAAAAUUUCAACAGAAGACAUCCAGUACGAUCACACUAAAGUCUGUGAAGAUCAAAAACCAGCAAGACUCGGAAUACAACCGUGAUGUCAGGAGACAGGUGGACUCAAAACCAGAGACCAUACCCACAGUCCACAGGGAUUCUCCGGUCUCCAUGGUAAAAGAACAACUUAAUGGUAACCGGCACCAGAUAAACAGGACUGAAAAAUCAGGAACUGUACCCAGCUUUGAAUUAAGUCCAUUAAAUCAGGAGGUUUCCGAAGGAUGUGAAGUUAUCUUCAGGUGUAAAGUUUCAGGAGAUCCCAAGCCAUGUGUUGAGUGGUUUAAGAACGGAUCCCCAGUGGUGGAGAAGGAAGGGGUGCAGAUUAAAGAGACAGGGUUCAAUCAUUCCCUGCACCUGCUGCCAGUUCUUACAGAAGACCGUGGAACUUACAGCUGUAAUAUCGCCAACACAAGCGGUCACGCCAGCAGUAGCUGGACACUUAAUGUGAUACCGUUACGGGCACCAGAGCAGGCCCCGCACUUCACUCGUGUCUUGCAGAGCUGCUGUGUGAUGGAAGGACAGGACUUUGAGUUGGAGUGUGAGCUGCGUGGCGACCCAGCGCCAGAAAUCACAUGGCUUUUAAAUGACCAGCCUAUUCAAUAUGCCCAUUCAACAUAUGAAAAGGGGACGGCAAAGCUGAGAGUGCAGGAUGCUCUCCCGGAGGACGAAGGAGUUUAUACGUGUCUGGCGCAAAAUAUCUGUGGAAACUCUUCAUGCAGCACAGCCGUUACUGUAACAGAACGGAGGUCCCUGAGUAAGAUGGAAAGUGCCCGAUCUGCUGUGGUCAGGGACAGCUUUGCCCCGGUGUUUGUGAAGGGUUUGGCCGAUCUCCAGGUCAUGGAUGGAAGUCCAGUUGUGAUGACAGUGGAAGUUUCAGCCAGUCCUCCUGCUGAAGUUAUUUGGUUCCACAAUAGAAAAGAGAUUGAGGAAACAGAAGAUUUCCAUUUUGAACAGACCGGUAACAAGUUCAGCCUCUAUAUUCAGGAAGUGUUUCCCGAAGACAACGGAACGUACACGUGUGAAGCUUGGAAUACUUUGGGACAAGCAAGAACAGAAGCCACCCUGACCGUGCAAGAACCCCAGGAGGGGAUCCAACCUUGGUUCAUCAGCAGACCGAAACCCAUGACGUUGACGAAGGGUCAGAAUGGACUGAUUUCCUGCGCGAUAGCUGGAGAUCCUUUCCCAGAAGUACAAUGGCUGAAGGAUGGGCAGGAGCUGAGCAGUCCGGAGAUUCUUCAAAAUGAAGAUGUCUACACGCUGAUCCUGCGAAACAUCAAGGACUCUGACGCUGGACUUUAUGAAAUUCAACUAAAGAACGCGGUGGGUGUGUGCAGCUGCCAGGUGUCUCUGAUGCUGGAGGACAAUUCGCCGAGCAGAAUGGCCAGAGAGCAGAGAGAGCAAUCGGGCUUUGUGGAGAGGGAUGGAUGGGGACAGGAGGAGACACUGAGGCUUGACAGGGUCAUCGGGAGACCUGAAGAAGAUCAGGACAACAUCCGCGGUGUCUUCAAGAGAAGAGUUUCGGUCAAAGAGCACACAGAAGAAGAACUGAGACAGCAAGAAGUAGAGCAGCUUGAUUUCCGCAAGAUUUUGGGGAAAAAAGUUCGGACAAGGAGUAUUUCAGAAGAAGACCUUAAGGAAAUCCCAGCAGAGCAAAUGGACUUCAGGGCCAAUCUGCAGAGACAGGUCAAGCCCAAGGCCUUGUCGGCAGAUGACAAGAAAGCAAGUAGCCCGCAGCAGGUGGACUUCCGCUCAGUGCUGGGGAAAAAGCCAAAUACUCCCAAGACCCCUAUACCGGAGAAAGUGGUGGCAAAAACAGCAACACCGGAUUUCAGGUCUGUUUUAGGAAGUAAGAAGAAAAUUCCCACCGAGAAUGGAAAUGGUACCGAGCCUCAUGAAAAUGCAAAACCUGUGAUCAAGGAGGAAAAAGCUGCAUUCAGUGCAAAACCUGGGCUCAAGGAGGAAAAACCUGCAGUCAAUGCAAAACCUGUGGUCAAGGAGGAAAAAGUUACAGUCAAUGCAAAACCUGGGCUCAAGGAGGAAAAACCUGCAGUCAAUGCAAAACCUGGGCUCAAGGAGGAAAAAGCUGCAUUCAGUGCAAAACCUACAAUCAAGGAGGAAAAACCUGUAGUCACUGCAAAACCUGUGGUCAAGGAGGAAAAAGUUACAGCCAAUGCAAAACCUGUGGUCAAGGAGGAAAAAGUUACAGCCAAUGCAAAACCUGUGGUCAAGGAGGAAAAAGUUACAGUCAAUGCAAAACCUGGGCUCAAGGAGGAAAAACCUGCAGUCAAUGCAAAACCUGUGGUCAAGGAGGAAAAAGCUGCAGUUAAUGCAAAACCUGGGCUCAAUGAGGAAAUUGUGGCAGUGAAUGCAAAACCUGUGGUCAAGGAGGAAAAAGCGUCAGUCAAUGCAAAACCUGUGGUCAAGGAGGAAAAGGUUGAGGUCAACGCAAAACCUAUGGUCAAGGAGGAAAAGGUUGAGGUGAAUGCAAAACCUGUGGUCAAGGAGGAGAUAAUUGAUUUGAACUGUUGUACAGUGGUGGAUGGAGAGGUGGAGAAGAAAGCAGGGACACUGCCGGUGUUUUCGGAGACAUUACAGGACCUGCGGUUGGUGGAUGGAGAGAAACUCCUGUUGCAAUGUCAUGUUACUGGCGAUCCUCCACCUACCAUCACCUGGACGCUGGAUGGAAAAGUCAUAAAGUCUUCGAAGUUCAUCGUCCUCUUCCAAGAAGGGUCCCUUUGUUCGCUGAAUAUUGAAAAGACGUUCCCCGAGGAUGAGGGGCGCUAUCACUGCAUAGCUGAGAACGCUGCCGGGAAGGUGGAGUGCGCCUGUAACGUGACAGUAGAAGACACGUCCGGCAAUAAAGGUAUUAAAAAAAGCAAGAAGCCGCGAACGAGUAUUGCAUCCGCCAACGCCAUUGACACAUCUCCACCUCAGAUCCUUCAGUUUCCCGAGGACCGGAAGGUGCGAGCCGGGGAAUCGAUGGAACUCCUGUGUAAGGUGGCAGGAACACAGCCCAUUAAGUGCAUGUGGAUGAAGUUUAAGAGAGAGAUUAAAGAAAGCGAGUUUAUUAAAGUGGAGAGUACGGAGGACACCAGUAAGCUGACCAUCUCCUCGGCCCGGCAGGAGCACUGCGGUUGCUACACACUGGUGGUGGAGAACAAGCAUGGAAGCAAGCAAGCACAGGUCAACUUAACUGUGUUCGAUAAACCGGACCCCCCGGCAGGCCAGCCUUGUGCCUCUGAAAUGAAAGGUUCUUCUCUGACGCUAUCUUGGUAUGGACCCACAUAUGACGGAGGGAGUGUUGUGGAGUCCUACUUAGUGGAAAUUUGGGACUCUGUAGACAAGGUGUGGUCUGAUCUAACCUCCUGCAGAAGCACAUCCUUCAAUGUGGAAAACCUGCUACAUGACAGAGAGUAUAAAUUCCGCAUCCGAGCCACCAAUGUAUAUGGCACCAGUGAACCUAGCCAGGAGACCGAACCAGUGGCCUACAAAGAGAAGGUAGAAGAAGAGCCUAAAGAUGAAGUGGAAAUCUCAGACGAUGAAGAAAAAGAAUCUCAGGAAUACAAAGAUGUCGUCAUUAACACCACUCAAAAGGUCUCUGAUUUCUACGAUGUGGAGGAACGGCUGGGAACGGGGAAAUUUGGACAAGUGUUUCGACUUGUUGAUAAGAAAACUAAAAAGGUUUGGGCUGGAAAAUUCUUCAAAGCGUAUUCAGCCAAAGACAAGGAAAGCAUCAGACAGGAAAUCAGCAUUAUGAACUGCCUCCAUCACUCCAAACUGGUCCAAUGUAUCGACGCGUUUGAAUCAAAGAGCGAUAUGGUCAUGGUUCUGGAACUGGUCUCGGGAGGGGAGUUGUUUGAACGGAUCAUUGAUGAAGAUUUUGAGCUGACGGAACGGGAGGUGAUCAAGUACAUGAAGCAGAUUGCAGAAGGCGUGGAGUUUAUCCACAAACAGGGCAUUGUACACCUGGAUCUAAAGCCAGAGAACAUCAUGUGUGUCAACAAAACUGGCACCAAGAUCAAGCUCAUCGACUUUGGCUUGGCUCGGAGAUUAGAGAGCACUCCAAAUCUAAAGGUCCUGUUUGGAACCCCAGAAUUUGUGGCCCCUGAAGUGAUAAACUAUGAACCCAUUGGCUAUGCCACAGACAUGUGGAGCAUUGGUGUGAUCUGCUAUAUUCUGGUGAGUGGACUUUCCCCUUUCAUGGGGGACAAUGACAAUGAGACUCUCGCCAAUGUGACGUCAGCAACCUGGGACUUUGACGAUGAAGCAUUUGAUGAAAUAUCCGAGGAGGCGAAGACCUUUAUCAGCUGUUUGUUAAAGAAAGAUAUGAAGAGUCGGUUGAAUUGCACCGAGUGUCUUCAGCAUAACUGGCUGCAGCAGGACACAAGCACUAUGGAAGCCAAAAAGCUGUCUAAGGAGAGGAUGAAGAAGUAUAUGGCACGGCGGAAGUGGCAGAAAACGGGCCACGCAGUGAGAGCUAUUGGCCGUCUCUCCUCCAUGGCCAUGAUCUCUGGUUUAAGUGGACGGAAGUCUUCGGGUAGUUCCCCAACCAGCCCGCUGUCUACAGAACCCGAGACAAAUGAAGAUGAUAACCAGGCCUUCCUGGAAGCUGUGAGCGAGGAGAGGCCACCACUCGCCCCAGUUUUUACCCAGACCAUUCAAGAUAUUGAGGUAGUAGAAGGGAGCGCAGCACGAUUCGAAUGCAGGAUUGAAGGUCACCCUGACCCGGAGGUGAUUUGGUACAAGGAUGAGCAGCCAAUCAAAGAAUCUCGUCACUUCCAGAUAGAAUAUGACGAGGAUGGUAACUGCUCUCUCAUUAUAUCAGAAGUAUGUGGGGAUGAUGAUGCCAAAUAUAUCUGCAAAGCCAUCAACAGCCAGGGAGAGGCAUCCUGCACCGCAGAGCUAAUUGUGGAAGUCAUGGCAGCGGAGGGAGAAGAGGAGGAGGAGGAGGAGGAGGAAGAGGAAGAAGAAGAGGAGGAGGAGGAGGAGGAGGAGGAGGAAGAAGAGGAGUGAAUAAGGAUCUCAUGUUGGACAUGUUUCUGGUCGUAUCACAAAAAGGGGGUUCCCCAAACAGGAAGACCCAAAUGCAGAGACCUUGGGGUGAUCCAGUAAAAUAUAUUCACAGUUUGAGAUUGACUGUCCCAGCUCUUUGCAGUAUUCAUAUUUUGAGCCCAACCCCUGGCAGAUUCCACAGAACCCUGUUCCAGCAUCAGAGCAGCCGGAUGGGAGCCACUCUGUCUGGGGGACAAUAGGGGGUUAAAGGGAUGUGUGUUACUAUUAAUUAUGUAAUUCAUGUCGGAGUUACCCCAAAUUGUACAGCUGCACAAAGCACACCAGAGUAUCACUAAGCAUUUAGUACCUACAUAGUGCCUUUCAUGCAUGUUUGAGAAACACGACUAUUGUUACCGUGUCAUGUCUUUAAGUGGGAACACAGUGGUCCUUAACGUGGCACAUCUAUGAGGGAGAACAUGACUAUCUUUAAUGUGGCACAUCUAUAAGGGAGAACAUGACUAUCUUUAACGUGGCACAUCUAUAAGGGAGAUCAUGACCAUCUUUAACGUGGCACAUCUAUAAGGGAGAACAUGACUAUCUUUAAUGUGGCACAUCUAUAAGGGAGAUCAUGACCAUCUUUAACGUGGCACAUCUAUAAGGGAGAACAUGACUAUCUUUAACGUGGCACAUCUAUAAGGGAGAACAUGACUAUCUUUAACGUGGCACAUCUAUAAGGGAGAACAUGACUAUACUUAACGUGGCACAUAUGCAAUGGGGGACAGGAAUAAUGCUAACGUGGCAGAUAUACAAGGGGGAACAGGAAUAACCCUAACAUGGCAUGUCUAUAAUAUGAAAUCUUUUUGAAGAGAUUAUGUGGCUCUCCCAGGUGAGUUUGGAAAAUGCAAAUACAAUUUGACUUUUUUGUUUGACAUAUUUUGGUGCAGAUUGAGGUGAAGCAUGAAGUAUGUUUGUUUAUGCAUUACAAUUUUCUGCAAUCCCCAAAAAUAGCCUUUCUAAGGCUAUUUGGCCUCAAUGUCACAUUAAUAAUCUUGUUCUAAAUAAUUGCCUUAAUCCUUGAUGUGAGAAACUGCAUUACAGGAUCAAUCUGUAAUGUGAGUAACUGCAUUAUGGAAACAUUAUAUAAUGUGAGAAACUGCAUUAUAGAAACAUUCUAUAAUGUGAGAAACUGCAUUACAGGAUCAAUCUGUAAUGCGAGAAACUGCAUUAUGGAAACAUUCUAUAAUGUGAGAAACUGCAUUACAGGAUCAAUCUGUAAUGUGAGAAACUGCAUUAUGGAAACAUUCUAUAAUGUGAGAAACUGCAUUACAGGAUCAAUCUGUAAUGUGAGAAACUGCAUUAUGGAAACAUUCUAUAAUGUGAGAAACUGCAUUACAGGAUCAUUCUGUAAUGUGAGUAACUGCAUGAUGGAAACAUUCUAUAAUGUGAGAAACUGCAUUAUGGAAACAUUCUAUAAUGUGAGAAACUGCAUUACAGGAUCAAUCUGUAAUGUGAGAAACUGCAUUAUGGAAAUAUUCUAUAAUGUGAGAAACUGCAUUACAGGAUCAAUCUGUAAUGUGAGUAACUGCAUGAUGGAAACAUUCUAUAAUGUGAGAAACUGCAUUAUGGAAACAUUCUAUAAUGUGAGAAACUGCAUUACAGGAUCAAUCUGUAAUGUGAGUAACUGUAACAAGUAACGGGAAAGACUGCAUUAUGGGAUAAUUCUGUAAUGUGUAAGACUGCAUUAUGGGAUCAUUCUGUAAUGUGAGAGACUGCAUUAUGGGCUCAUUCUGUAAUGUGAGAGACUGCAUUAUGGGCUCAUUCUGAAAUGUGAGAGACUGCAUCAUGCGAUCAUUCUGUAAUGUGUGAGACUGCAUUAUAGGAUCAUUCUGUAAUGUGAGAGACUGUAUUAUAGGAUCAUUCUGUAAUGUGAGAGACUGCAUUAUGGGAUCAUUCUGUAACGUGAGAGACUGCAUUAUGGGAUCAUUCUGUAAUGUGAGAGACUGCAUUAUGGGAUCAUUCUGUAACAUGUGAGAGACUGCAUUAUGGGAUCAUUCUGUAAUGUGAGAGACUGUAUUAUAGGAUCAUUCUGUAAUGUGAGAGACUGCAUUAUGGGAUCAUUCUAUAAUGUGUGAGACUGCAUUAUGGGAUCAUUCUGUAAUGUGAGAGACUGUAUUAUAGGAUCAUUCUGUAAUGUGAGAGACUGCAUUAUGGGAUCAUUCUGUAAUGUGAGAGACUGCAUUAUGGGAUCAUUCUGUAACGUGAGAGACUGCAUUAUGGGAUCAUUCUAUAAUGUGUGAGACUGCAUUAUGGGAUCAUUCUGUAAUGUGAGAGACUGCAUUAUGGGAUCAUUCUGUAAUGCGAGAGACUGUAUUAUAGGAUCAUUCUGUAACGUGAGAGACUGCAUUAUGGGAUCAUUCUGUAACGUGAGAGACUGCAUUAUGGGAUCAUUCUAUAAUGUGUGCGACUGCAUUAUGGGAUCAUUCUGUAAUGUGAGAGACUGUAUUAUAGGAUCAUUCUGUAAUGUGAGAGACUGCAUUAUGGGAUCAUUCUGUAACGUGAGAGACUGCAUUAUGGGAUCAUUCUAUAAUGUGUGAGACUGCAUUAUGGGAUCAUUCUGUAAUGUGAGAGACUGCAUUAUAGGAUCAUUCUGUAAUGUGAGAGACUGCAUUAUGGGAUCAUUCUGUAACGUGAGAGACUGCAUUAUGGGAUCAUUCUGUAAUGUGAGAGACUGCAUUAUGGGAUCAUUCUGUAACGUGAGAGACUGCAUUAUAGAAAAAGUGUGUAGCAUGUAAGGCUGUGUUACGGGAGAAGUAAUGUAAUACAGAAAUGUUACUCUUCGCGUUCUGUAUUAUGCGCAAUUAACUCCCAUUAUGCUUAGCAAGUCUCACAUUAAGCAGAAUGAAUACCACCUUCCCCCACAUUAACUAAUGACAGGAGUGAUCAUAUUAAGCACAGCCAUCCUCCUGUAACAUCAUUAUUUAGCGCCACAGUCUCUUUGAUUUGGUUGUGCUCUGUGUUACCCUCCAACUCAUGCUGUGCUUCAGUUCCUAUCAUCCACAGUCGGCAGCAGUGGGCUGGCUGAUGGUGGCUUGGGUUGCAUUGCAGUAUUAGUAUCACAUAGUAUCACAUAGUCUGUGCUAGAUCUUCUCUCCGUUUAAAGUAGUCAUUGCGUAACUGUUGCAUGAUGACCCUCGCUAAUGAGUAAAUUGCCCUAUAGUCAGUGUACGUUGUGUUGGUCCCAUAAUGGUGAGUGGAGCCUGCCUCCUGCCCAGUGUCACACCCUGUGUGUCUGUGUGUGUAUCCGUACAAUUACAGCACUUUUUAACCUUUGCCAGAGACUUUGACAAGCAAAAAACAGUGCAUACCUUAAGCACUGAUAGGGUCAAUAUUUGGGGUCCAAGGUGGUCGGCUCGCUUUUAAUGGCAAAAAUAACUCCUUUACUUCUAAAGCCACUCAUUAUAUCCGGGUGAUAUUGACACACAAUUGUGUUUUGCUUGUUUUCUUUUUGUUUUGGUUUUGGGUGCUGUGCGGGAUCUUUACCCACAUCCUAUUGUGGAAAAAAGCUUUAUAUUGUUUGGAAAAAUAAACCGGAAUGGAGCCGUGUCUGUUAGAAUGGGACUGAAACCACAAAAUGUGUCUUCUAGAUAGUCCACACACGAUCUGACGAUACGCCACACUGUGCUUUAAGGCUGCAAUACUGACGUGAUCUUUAGCUUGCUUUAUCUUAAUCCAACUCUGAACACUGUGCCAAAUAUUACCCACAUAUACUGGUGUGCCUGUGUUCACCAAAAAGACUGCCCUCCACGUCUUAUGCCAGCCUCCAAGCCGGUCCACAUGAUCUGGUCCUGAAGGUUUUGGUGCCAAUUUUUUUUUAACCCUAUGAGAGUAUUGUAAAGCAUUGAAUGAAAUGGUUAAAUGUAAUUCCUCUUUAACUCCAUCAGUACCAAGGGAUGAGUAUUGCUUCCCCACCAGUGGCACUGACAUUUUUUAAUCCUUGGCCACUGAUUACCAGUACAUAUGGCAGUGAAUGGGUUACCCCUCCUCCCUAGGACCCAUGUAUCCCUCAAAGGUUCACAUGGGGUGCAAUCUGCCUGCCUCACCCAGCAUAAACCCCUAGGAGGUUGCUGCUCCCAACAAGGAAAGGGUUUGUUUGUUUCUUCUGUGUAAAAAGCUUUGGUCACUAGUGUUUAAAUGUGCUUCGUUAAGAGUAAAAUGAACAUUUUACUUGUUUACUUUGUUUUAAUGCAAUUACACGAUUGUUUUGGCAAUUUGUUACAGUACAACGUUACGGUGAUGAGAGCGCUACAGCUGUAGCUCCUCACAUUAUUAAUAAACAGCACUUAGCAUGCUUUCUGUA